UAAAAGUCAGAAAUCAUUAAACAAUCCAUCCGUUAACAUUUAUAUUUUGCUCACGCUAGUUAUGAAUUUGUGAAAGUAUUUCAUAUUGGGAAAAACUGAAGCUCAAGCAUUUAUAGGAAAUAGUCCAUACCCAAACCAGCAGAUCCUUGGAGAUAAACGAAUUUACGAUUACUACUAAGAGACAACUUGGAAAUAUGGUGGCCAAGAAAGACAUUUCUGCUGGGGGUUUUUUUAGUAGAGAAUUUCGCAUGCAGGCGCUAGCAGCAGCAAGUGUAAACAUCAUAACAUAUUGCAAUGGCAUCUCGAUUGGCUGGUUUGCGCCUAUGCUAGCGAAAUUUCAGUCACCCACCGAAACGCCGCUAAAUUUCGUAGUCAACGUAGGGGAGAGUUCAUGGAUGGGCGCACUAAUAGGCGUUGGUGGUCUUACAGGAAACAUAUUCUUCGGUUUGUUAAUGGAUGUCAUAGGUCGUAAGGCUUGUAUUUAUCUAGUUGCAGUACCACACAUGUGUCUUUGGGUCCUGGUCUAUUUCGCACCGAGCGUUGAAUUUCUAUAUGCCGCACGAUUCGCUUCUGGCAUGACUGGCGGUGGCACUUGGUCUGUUAUACCAAUUUUUAUUGGAGAAAUUGCUGAUCCAGCCAUACGCGGUCGCAUUACGGCACUCUUUACGCUGACUCUUAAUGUAGGCAUGAUGACCGGCUAUAUAAUCUCUUCGCACGUUUCUUACCACAUUAUACCAGUGUCCGUGAUACUCUUACCUGUACUCUUUUUACUUAUCGAAACAUUUUUCCCCGAAACACCAAUAUAUCUACUACGUAGUGGCAAAGAAGAACAAGCCAAAAAAUCUUUGAAAUUCUACAUGAAUCACAGAGAUUCGAUGGAGAAAGACACUGAGCAGUUCAAUGCCAAAUUUGAGGAAAUGAAAAGUGCUGUUAAACGACAACAGUCACAAAAGUCGGUGACCUUGAGAGAUUACUUUACGAAACGUUCUUUGCGCGCUUUGGGUAUCGGCUUAACAGUUUUAUUUUUCAACUUAGCAACAGGCAGUUAUGCCUUACUCAGCUACAUGUCAAGCAUUUUUGUAGCGGUUAAAACCGAAAUACAUGCCGACACGAACACGAUCAUUAUUGGUGCCGUACAGAUAAUCGGCUCCUUCAUAGCCAUCAUCUUGGUCGACCGUUUUGGACGCAAGAUUCUACUUAUGAUCUCAACAGCCACCACUGGUCUUAGUUUAGCCGCCUUCGGCGUGUACGCUUAUUUAGUUGAGCGAACAAAUAUUAAUUUAUCCUCGUUUAGCACAUGGUUACCGCUCGUACUCAUGGCUCUUAUUAUACUCACAGCGAAUGUAGGCAUUAUACCCGUGCCCGCUGUGUUAUUGGUAGAGAUUUUGCCACCAAAGAUACGCGCUAAAGCUGUAGCCUUUUGCUUAUGUUUAACGAGCGUUUUUGCUUUCACAAUGUUAAAGGUUUUCCCACUGCUAAUGGAUGCGUUCAGUGUCGCAACAGCAUUUUGGAUUUGUGCCGCAUUCGGUGGUUUGGGCUUCUUCUGUAUAACACUUUUUGUACCGGAAACUAAGGGGAGGUCAAUGAAUACAGACGAAGAAUAAUUAGAAAUAAGUUUGUUUGUUAAUCAACUGAUUCUAAAUAAAGUGUUUUUGUAUUAACUCCCAAA
This is a messenger RNA of Ceratitis capitata (Mediterranean fruit fly), 1669 nucleotides long. Its product is annotated as facilitated trehalose transporter Tret1. The record is from RefSeq and is a predicted model, not a curated record. Gene Ontology annotation, cellular component: membrane. The transcript is spliced from 6 exons. Gene Ontology annotation, biological process: transmembrane transport; carbohydrate transport. The coding region runs from base 195 to 1604 and encodes 469 amino acids. Gene Ontology annotation, molecular function: sugar transmembrane transporter activity. Lineage: Eukaryota; Metazoa; Arthropoda; Insecta; Diptera; Tephritidae.